Molecule: messenger RNA, 2738 nt
Organism: Durusdinium trenchii
Lineage: Eukaryota; Dinophyceae; Suessiales; Symbiodiniaceae
Source: the annotation of a GenBank genome assembly
CCAUCAUGAGCUUUGAUUCACGGAGAUCUGAACAUCUGGGAUAUAUCAUCUAUGUAAAGAGAGGUCUCGAUCUGAGGUUUCCAUCAGGGCCAAGAGAGCGAAGCAGACGACCGAUGCAACAGAUCGACUGCCCGUGAGAACACUCUGCUUUUCCAACGGAAUUCUUUAGCAAUGACGGUUGGUGAGGGAAGGACCUUGGAAGUGAAGAUCUCUGGAAUGAAUGGCAAGGAAGUCAUUCUGCGGGUGCCAGAGACUCUUCGGGGCUCAGAGCUGGUGGACUUGCUCGGGGCGAAGCUCGCAAGGGAUGUGGAUCCCGUCCCCAGUGCCCCCCUCAUUUUGCUGGUGGGAGAGAGGAGACUGUCCAUGUCUCGAACUCUGGGAGAACAAGGACUUCAUAAUCCCUCCAAUUUGUCCUAUGUGUUUACGAGGGCCAACGCGUGGAAUGCUUGGAAGGUUCUAUGCGGCAUCGAAUGCGAGGAAAGCGACUUUUGCCUUCUGGGGGUCAAGGAAAUUCGUUUUGACCGAUAUGCUGUCGACAUUCUUGAGGAGGUGCGCUUACCAAGCAGCCUAAAGCGUCUUGCUUUCGAAGGUGGAUUCAAUCAGAGCUUUGAGCGGGUGGAGUUUCCAGAGGGUUUGGAGAGCCUCACCUUUGGAGGCAACUUCAAGCAGAGCCUGGAGCGCGUGAGGUUCCCUGUAAAGCUCCAAGCUUUGACCUUGGGAAAUCUCUUCAAUCAAAGCCUUGAGCACGUAAAUCUUCCAGAAGGGCUGCGGAGCCUCGUGCUGGGCACUAGCUUCAACAAGUCGCUGCAACAUGUGAAGCUUCCCAGCAGUCUGGUCUCCCUGUCUUUGGGCGCUUCAUUCAAUCAAGACUUGCGGGAGGUAGAAUUUCCUCGAUCACUAAAGACUUUGGUUCUUGGCAGAAAUUUUAAUCAGAGCAUGGACGGCGUGAGGUUUCCAAUCUCUUUGCAACACCUUGAAUUUGGUUCGUGCUUCAAUCAGAGCCUGGAUCAAACUUUACUUCCCAAUUUGCUUUCGCUAACCUUGGGUGAUGAAUUCAACCAGAGCCUCGACGGCGUGGUCCUUCCAGAAACACUGGAGUUCUUGAUUUUUGGCGCUUGCUUCAACCAGUCCUUGUUGAAUGCUGAUCUACCUGCAUGUCUCAGCAGCUUGAAGCUUGGCAAGAAUUUCAACCAGUGCCUAGAAGGAGUCAAGUUUCCUAGAAAACUUCAGAGCAUAAUUUUUGGUCAGCGCUUUGACCAAACCUUGGAAGCAUCCUUUCCUGCAGAGUUGCAGAGCUUGACCUUCGGCGAGGACUUCAAUCAAAGCAUAGAGUCCGUUCGUUUGCCUGAAAAGCUUCAAAGACUAUGCUUCGGGAGAUCUUUCAAUCAAAGUCUGGAGAAGGUAGCACUUCCAAGCCUUCAGCAUUUGGUAUUUGGUUGGAGUUUUAACCACUGCUUGGAUGGCGUGCAUUUGCCCAAUCUGCGCACUUUGACCUUCGGAUCAAAUUUCAAUCAACCUCUACUGGCGGUGACAUUUCCAAAGCUUCAGACAUUGACGUUUGGGGAGAACUUCAAUCAGAGCUUGAAAGACACGAGUUUUCCAUCCACGCUCCGACAACUGACCUUCGGGUAUCGUUUUGAUCAACCAUUGGAUGUGGAUCUUCCGAAGGGACUUCGGUCUUUAAAAUUUGGAAGCUUGUUCAAUCACAGUCUGGAGCAUGUGCAACUUCCCUGCCUCGAAAGUCUGACGUUCGGCUUUUGCUUCAACCAGAGCUUAGAAAAAACACGAUUGCCCGACAGCAUCCGAUCUUUGACGUUUGGCUGGCACUUCAACCAGAACCUGCAACGCGUUCAGAUGCCUGCUCGCUUGGAGAGUCUGACCUUUGAGGGGAAAUUCAAUCGCAGCCUGGUUGGCGUGGAUUUUCCACAGCAUUUGGCCUCUCUGACCUUUGGAGAAAAGUUCAAUCAAAGUUUGGAGUGUGUGAAGCUUCCGAAGAACUUGAGGACCCUAACCUUCGGAGAUGAUUUUGAUCAAGCUCUUCAACAUGUAGCCUUUCCAGACAGUCUGGAAGAACUCACCUUUGGCGAGAGCUUUCAUCAAAGCUGGGAGGAGGUUGCUUUGCCUGCCAGCUUAAAGUCCUUGAAGUUUGGCAAACGAUUUAUUCCAAAGUUGGAAGCUGCAAAGCUUCCGGAAAACCUGGAGUGCUUGAUCUUUGCAUCCUCGGGUCAUGCUUUUGAUCAGAGCUUGCGGCAUGCGAGUCUGCCCAGCCACAUUCAGCGAUUGCAGACUGGGAGCAUUUUGGUGAGUGCCUAGGACAAAGGAUUUCCUGGCCUUUCGUUUCCGUUUUCUUCAGCUGCAAGAGGCUGAACUUAUCGUUCGCAGCUUGUGCAAUAGAUUUGGUUGCCGAGGGCAUGAAGAGGCUACAUUGCUACAUUUGGCAUAUUUUUAGAUUUUUUUCCUGAGUAUAUAGCGGCUUUUAAACACCAUGAGCAAAGGAAGCAGGUUCUAGUGCCAAGGAACCACAUGUGUGCUUCAUGCCCUACAACUGCAAGGAUUCGAAUCAUUUGGCUCGCCCAAGCUGCAGCGUGCCAAUGUGCACUGUUUCCCUGGACGCCAGUAGCUUGAACCAUCGCUCAAUCUGUGCUGGGCACCAGGAGUACUUUUGAACACAUCCCGAGGGCUGGCUGAAGUCCAAGCCGCCGUGGGGUUGACACUCUUGCCCGUUGAAUAUGUCUCAA